AUGUUUUCGUACGUACCAAGUAAUUAUUCUGUCAGAAGUUCUACCUCAAACCAACCACCUUUAUAUGGCACUGCAUUUUUUAGGCAACCAUCAACAUCAUCCUUGGAAUCUACGUUUGAAAUUGUUCGUGAAGAUGCUUUCUCAAAAUCAGUGAAUUUAACGGAAUCUAACAGUGCUGGAGAUUUCGUAUCUGAUUUACAUAAAUCAGUUCAGGUUCUUCCGUCAACGAGCGGCAGAUAUCAAAUAUAUCGGGAUAGCAUAAACACAUCUAAACAGACGGCAAAUAAAAUGUCAACUCGGAACGAUACCAACAGUUUUAUCUAUAAUAUAUCUAAUCCACAUAGACCCAAGUUGGAAUCAGCCGCGGUUAAAAAAUCUCCUGAUUCUAAAAAAAUUCAUGUGACUAAAAGUACGCCUAAACUUGAUAGAAAAAGUCCUGGUUCAGUUUCUACGAAGAGUCUGCCAGUCUCUAUGGUCACGUCCACGGAUCAUGAUUUUGAAUGUAGUUGUAAACAAUAUCAUUCUCACGUGUUUCUGGAUGAUUCUAUCAAUAUGGAUAUGGUAAGACAAGAGCAACAGCGUGUCAGAGCUGUUAACGACUCACAUAAAUCUAGUUUAUAUCUAGCAGAAGGGACAGAUGAUGCACGGAAUAUAUUCUGGACACCAGCUCUGUCCUUCCACUCCUAUAAACAUGGUGACACUUGUGUGGAAUUCGCGAGUUUGUGGCCUAGUAAGAAGGAGUUACAGGAACAUUUACAGAAUUCCGGAGUUUUAUCAACGGUGUUACGUGGAGCUGUGUUUGAACUGGGAUUACAAGCCAUUGUUUGUGGACCAAUAGAUCUUCUCAAAUGUCUUAUUCAACUCUGUUUAAUCAGGGUAGAUCAACAGUUUGAUAAUGGUAGUAGUAUGUUACAUAUAGCCUGUCUAUCUAGAAACAUAGAAUCUGUUCAAUAUCUAACACAGAUUGGUAUCUCUCCUAAAAUAAGAGACAAGCACGGUCUAGUCAGACAUGACUGGUAA
This is a messenger RNA of Lottia gigantea (owl limpet), 1020 nucleotides long. RefSeq lists its product as hypothetical. The record is from RefSeq and is a predicted model, not a curated record. Lineage: Eukaryota; Metazoa; Mollusca; Gastropoda; Lottiidae. The transcript has 3 exons. The coding region runs from base 1 to 1020 and encodes 339 amino acids. Gene Ontology annotation, molecular function: protein binding.